This is a messenger RNA of Cadophora gregata, 897 nucleotides long. RefSeq lists its product as uncharacterized. The coding region runs from base 1 to 897 and encodes 298 amino acids. The record is from RefSeq and is a predicted model, not a curated record. The transcript has a single exon. NCBI's taxonomy places the organism in Eukaryota, Fungi, Ascomycota, Leotiomycetes, Helotiales, Ploettnerulaceae.
AUGGCAUCUCCAAGCGAACCACCACCACCAUAUGAGGCGGCUGUCAAACGAAACACAUCGUCCUCCAACGAUUACAACAAUCUCCAAGUCCCCAACGCAAGAAAUGGAAUUCCACCCCACGAUCGUCGCUCAAUGGAAGAUGAAUUCCGUGAUCUCCCAACCGGCUGGACCCGCCAAUACGACGAACAAUCGCACCACCAAUUCUUCGUCGACACACGCUCCCAACCCCCACGAUCAAUCUGGCACCACCCCUACGACGACGAGCAAUACCUCUCCUCACUCACGCCCGAAGAAAGAACCCGCAUCCAAACCCUCCACCGCGUCCCCACCCCCGCCGACAUCCAAGCCGAAAGCAGCGGCGACGACAACGACGACGACUUCUCGCACGACCAUGGAUCCAGCUCCCAUCAGAGCCCACACCCUCCUCUCCCACCAAGAGAUCCCAACGAAAAGCUAAGCGGCGCCCACAAACUCGGCCGCAAAAUGAAAGACAAACUCACCUCCUCCACGCACACGGAGCGCGAAGCCCAGCGCCGCCGCCGCGCCCAAGAAGAACAGGCAGCCUACCAGCGACACCUGCAUAUCCGGCAGCAGAUGUCCAAGGCUCUCGAGACAGGGCAGCCGCAACUCCUAGGCAAGGAUAGGAAUGGUAAGGAUGUGUAUAUUGAGCCGCCGCAGCUGCCGAGGGGAUACCCUGGGUACGGAGGGGGUGGGUAUGGGUAUAAUCCUUAUAAUCAGGGACCGUAUGGACCGUUUGGUGGGAAUCCCGGAGUGAGGUAUAUGAGGCCGGCGUAUCCUUAUGGGAGGCCUUAUGGAGGGGGGUAUGGUGGGGGGUUUGGGUUGCCUUUGGUUGGGGGGUUGGCUGGGGGUGCGGUGUUGGGUGGGUUGUUGUUCUAG